Molecule: messenger RNA, 1182 nt
Organism: Aspergillus affinis
Lineage: Eukaryota; Fungi; Ascomycota; Eurotiomycetes; Eurotiales; Aspergillaceae
Product: glycoside hydrolase family 18 protein
Exons: 5
Coding region: 1-1182 (393 amino acids)
Biological process (GO): carbohydrate metabolic process
Cellular component (GO): extracellular region
Molecular function (GO): chitinase activity
Source: RefSeq, a predicted model, not a curated record
AUGGGAGAUUCGAUCCGAUCCGAUCAACUCAGAGCGGAGGAUAUACUACAUAGCUUAUCGCGAACCACUGCUGCCAUGUCGCCUGUCAAUGCCCUGAAAGUGCUUUCGAUCGUCUUCCCGCUGCUGCAAGGGGUGCGGGCGGGACUCAAUCUGAACUCUGCGAGCAAUGUUGCUGUUUACUGGGGUCAGAACUCCUACGGACAGUCGACUGGUGAAUAUGUGCAGCAGCGUCUGUCCUAUUAUUGUCAGAACAGUGACAUCGAUGUCUUUCAAAUCUCCUUCCUGACCAGGAUCAACGGCGCCGGAGGAGUCCCCGAAGUCAAUUUCGCCAAUGCCGGGAACAACUGCACUACCUUCCCAGGGACUUCUCUCCUGAACUGUCCUCAGAUCGCCGAAGACAUCCAAGAUUGCCAAAAAGCCGGCAAAACUAUCCUCCUCUCCAUCGGCGGCGCCACCUACACCGAAGGCGGUUUCUCCAGCGAAGCGGCCGCCAUCUCUGGCGCGCAACUCCUCUGGGAGACCUUCGGUCCCGUCAGCAACAGCGCUGCAUCGCGUCCUUUCGGCAACGCCGUGAUCGACGGCUUCGAUCUCGACUUCGAAGCCACCGUCAACAACAUGCCUGCAUUCGCUAACCAGCUCCGUUCUCUGUACGCUAAAGAUUCUAGCAAAUCUUACUAUCUCACUGCCGCCCCGCAAUGCCCGUACCCGGACGCCGCUAAUAAUGCGAUGCUUAAUGGCGCGGUCGCCUUCGACGCCAUCUGGAUCCAGUUCUACAAUAACUACUGUGGUCUGCAAUCAUACGUGCCUGGGUCAUCGACGCAGAAUAACUUCAACUUCGCGACGUGGGAUAACUGGGCUAAGAGUACCUCCCGGAACAGCAAAGUGAAGGUCUUCCUGGGCAUCCCUGGGAAUACUGGUGCUGCGGGGUCUGGGUACCAGUCUUUGGACAGGGUGAAGGAGAUCAUUGGCUAUGUGAAACAGUUUAGCAGCUUUGGGGGCGUGAUGAUCUGGGAUGCGAGUCAGGUGUUUGCGAAUGGGGGCUUCUUGAAUGGUGUGAAGGGAGCACUCGGAGGGUCGGUGGCUGAGGCUGCGAAGUCUGUUUCGCAGAGUACGCGCAAGACCGAGAAUGAGGGGUUUAUGACUUUGGCGAGGGCUGAGAAGCCGUUGGGAACGGGGAUUUGA